AUGACCCAUCCUAUCAUUAUUGGUUCUAGCCUUGAUCUAGCAGCGAUAUUUUCUAUCAGUGUUGGUCGUCACUGCCAGAGUGAUGCAUUAUUCAUCCAAGGACUGCACAGCUCUAUAAAUAGGUCUCAACAGCUAAUCAAGCAGUACGCUGUACGCACAAUUGCUGUACAAAGUGAUCAGAUCAGAUGGAGAGCAAGCAGAGCUCUGAAGGGAAAAUGGUCGCACGGCAAAACCAUUCCGGUGAAGAACGUCCAAGCACUCGCCGAGAACGCGGCGGAGCUGACGCCGGAGGCCAUCCAGCGGUACAUCAGGCCGGAGUGCCCCGACGAUAUGGUUGCUCACCAUGGUGAGAGCAUUCCUGUGGUUGACCUUGGCAGGCUUAUUGAUUCCCAGACCUCGCAGCAGGAGGCUACCGUGCUCAAGUCUGCGUGUGAGGACUGGGGGUUCUUCCAGGUGAAAAACCAUGGAAUUCCAGAGACAGUUCUUGAAAACAUGAGGAACAACCUGGAGUACUUCUUCAGACUUCCCCUGGACGAGAAGAACAAAUUUGCUCAGCUGCCUGGAGACCUCCAAGGCUACCGCCAAGCGUUCGUCGAGUCGGAGCAUCAGACACUGGACUGGUGUGACAGGCUUUACCUGGUGACCCAGCCACCUCACGAUCGUGACAUGAGACCAUGGCCAACGACUCCUGUCAACUCCAGGGAAUCCAUUGAAUCCUACUCCUCUGCGGUGAUGAGGGUAACUCGAUCGCUUGUGCAGAUGAUCGCCAAAAACUUAGGUGUCGAUCUGGACAAAAUUAGAGAUACUUACGUCAGUCAGGCAUUAAGGAUGACCUACUACCCUGCAUGCCCCGUUGCUCAUGACAAGGUUUUAGGUAUUUCACUGCAUUCCGACAUUUCUCUUCUAACAUUGGUAUGGGAGCUGAAUCAGAUACUGACAAAUGGGAAGUACCAGAGCAUUGAGCACAGGGUCACUGUUAAUCCUCACAAGGAGAGGAUAUCCAUUUCUGCAUUUCACCUCCCAAAGUUUGAUAUGAGUGUGGGUCCACCAUCUAAAAUAGUUGGAGGUGAACUCAAGAAAUACAAGACCCUGAGAGUGGACGAGAUUGCUAAGGUUGUUUUCUCCAGCAAACUUGAUGGGGAGAAAACCAAAGAGUAUGCCAUGUUCAGCAUCUGA
This is a messenger RNA of Miscanthus lutarioriparius, 1176 nucleotides long. NCBI's taxonomy places the organism in Eukaryota, Viridiplantae, Streptophyta, Magnoliopsida, Poales, Poaceae. The record is from the annotation of a GenBank genome assembly.